AUGGGCAAGUUUACGAGGGCAGAAUGGUCACAUGGAAUGGGCUUACUUGAAAUAUCCUCAUCGCCAGUUCUAGCCCAAGCUUUGAGAGAGCUCGACGAUCUCCUUAUCCGUGAUAAGCAGGCGCUUACUCGCUCAGCUUCCACUUUGAGUCAAGGGAAGAAGCGUGGCGGUGCGAGCAAACGAGAGCCCUACAACCGAACUCGUUACUGGCAGUAUGCCUCUGACCGGAAAGCUGCUUUCGCAGAUCUCUAUCAGUUUUGCUUCACGUUUGCGAAGCCACCACAAGCACGAAACAUCGACUUAGAGACGGCCAUGGCGCUGUGGUCAGUGCUUCUUGCUCCACGAUAUCCAAUCAUCAAUGAUUUGACGACCUUCUUGACUGAGAAAGGCACAUACAAAGGUGCAAAUAAGGACAUUUGGAACAUGGUGCAUGAGUUCUGCCGCGCUGUGGACCCUUCCUUGGACAAUUACGAAGCGGAUGGGGCCUGGCCGUCAUUACUCGAUGACUUCGUUGGAUGGGCGAAGAGUAAGGAGCCUGUUCCGGUCAAGGAGGAGUGGUAG
Messenger RNA from Suillus paluster, 561 nucleotides. RefSeq names its product DUF298-domain-containing protein. Gene Ontology annotation, cellular component: ubiquitin ligase complex. The record is from RefSeq and is a predicted model, not a curated record. The transcript is spliced from 7 exons. Gene Ontology annotation, molecular function: cullin family protein binding; ubiquitin conjugating enzyme binding; ubiquitin-like protein binding. The coding region runs from base 1 to 561 and encodes 186 amino acids. NCBI's taxonomy places the organism in Eukaryota, Fungi, Basidiomycota, Agaricomycetes, Boletales, Suillaceae. Gene Ontology annotation, biological process: positive regulation of ubiquitin-protein transferase activity; protein neddylation.